Patiria miniata (bat star) is the source of this 1966-nucleotide messenger RNA. Its product is annotated as protein lin-41-like. Bases 686 to 1585 code for a protein of 299 amino acids. Lineage: Eukaryota; Metazoa; Echinodermata; Asteroidea; Valvatida; Asterinidae. Gene Ontology annotation, biological process: proteasome-mediated ubiquitin-dependent protein catabolic process; protein polyubiquitination. The transcript has 2 exons. The record is from RefSeq and is a predicted model, not a curated record. Gene Ontology annotation, molecular function: ubiquitin protein ligase activity.
CAUUAUAGACUUGGUACUUUUAUUUUGGUAAGUAAAUUUAUUUUGAGCUUCAAAAAAGUACAGUUAUAAAUGAUUCAUUUAAAGCGAAAGCUAAGGUAUCACAUUUGGAAAAAAUCCAAAAUUGCCCAUUAAAAUGAAUUUCAAUUUUAUUUGGCCAUCUUCAACAGAGAUAUAAAAAUUGAUACACAUUUUGGAUUAUGCAUAGAAACAAAACAAAACAUGUUUGUAGAUUUGUCAAGUCAUACUUUUAAGUUUCCUGUAUACAAUUCAGAAGCUGUCAUUUCCUUGUUUAUGCUCCUUUUUAUAUCGAGGCUUUCCCAAACAGAAUAUAAGACAAACAUCAGGCACUCAACAUCACACUAAGUGGCACUGCCAAGUUCCUGUAACCUACUGGAAGCGGACGUGUGGCAAACCGCAGAUAGCUGUGGAGGAAUGUUCACACCAGCAUUUCCUGUUGGUAAGUGAGACACUGUGAUUGCACAAGCUUCCUCCAACCUGGAACAUAAGAGCUCUAGUCUCUCCUUUACCUUGUGCAUGAGUACUGUUGAGGAGUUAGGUGCUAUCAACGGAGAAACCUGUUGCUUAUUGCGUGGGGAAGCAACAUCUUGACGGUGCAUCAGACAAUCAACUCUUGGUUGCAGAUAGUUCAAAGGAAGGCUUGCAAAAAAAAAAUUUGGACUGCAAAAUGGACAGUGACGGAAUCGGUAAGGAGCCAGGUCAUGAGGUCAAAGCAGGUGAUCCUGGAGGUCAAAAUGGAUUGACGAUUCCAGACAAGAAGUGGACAUUGAAGACGGACAUCAAGCAAGCCGGUUGCCAUGGUGAUGAUGGCUUGGUAGGAUACUGCACGGAUGUUGCCGUGUACGCAGAUGGCAGUAUUGUCAUUGCGGACACAGAGGGCAAUAGGCUGGUCACUCUUGGUCCUGAGGGUCAGUUCAUCCGUGUCCAUCCGUCCAAUGACCGGCCAGGCUGUGUGGACAACCCCACUGGGGUAGCAAUAGACAAGGAUGACCAGCUGCUGGUACUGGACGACAACAUCUCACUCAAGUUUCUCAACCGGGAUGAGAAACUCGUCCGCCAAUUCACGCCAUUUGCGGAGUCCGGUGGUGUCCCAUCAUGCAUUGCAGUGGAUGGCGAUGGACAGACAGCUAUUGGUGACGAAGAAAACGAAAUCAUCUCGAUCUUCACUUCAGACGGAUCAGCCGUAAAAACUAUCCAGGCCCCUAUGAUCGGAGAUUAUCUGACCAUUGACAGUAAAAACAACCUCCUCUAUACAAACUUCUCCGAGAAGAAACUGCUGUCGCUGGAUUACCAUGGCAACCCGGUCAUCUCCAUGGAUACAGUAGGAGAGGACGGUAAGCCCAUUCACCCAUCAGGGGUGUGCUGUGAUAGCGCCGGUGACAUUUAUGUCUCGGCCCAGUCCAGCCCUGAGAUAGAAUGCGGUGAGAUUCACCACUAUGACCCCGAGGGCAGAUACAAAGGUCGGGUCAUCCAGGGGUUAUGUAACCCAUUUGGGGUCAUCUUCACUCCUAGUGGGGACUUAGUGGUCGCCGAUGGCGUCUCUGUGAAAAUAUUUCACUUUGCCUGAAAAUUGAACCCUGAUAAUUAAGGCCAACAGGAAAAGACAUCUGCUACUUAUUUUGUACUUAAAUUAUUCAAUUUAACAAUUAUGUACUAACGUUUCACUUUAUAACAUUCCUUUAGAAAACAUAUUUUAUAAUGCCAAAAAAUCAACUUAAAAUGUAUUUUAGUACUUUUCCAUUUUUUAGAACUUACAAGUACUUGCUAAUUUUUAGAGACCUAAUCGUACUUGGCAGCAACUAAUCUAGGGUUACAGAAAUUGAAAUGACACACAUGUAAUAGCCACAUUUUUGUCUAUUUAUUCUUUUAAUGUAACAGUUAUGCAAUUUUGUGAAUAAACAUGAACUAAUUAGACUUUCCUAUAUAUGACAAGUAUAAAAACUUGUAA